CGGAAAUGGUAUGAGCAGCUCUCGGGCGGUGCUGCCACCGGGGCAGGUGGCAAGUGGAGUGGCUCCUCAGCUGAAGCGAGAUGCUGGCCAAGUGAAGGAGCCUUGGUGCUCAUUUGCAGCCUCGACAUGGAGCUACUGGCUCCAAUGCGAUUGUAUACUCUGUCCAAGCGCCAUUUUGUUUUGGUCUUUGUAGUAUUCUUCAUUUGUUUUGGCUUGACUGUCUUAAUAGGCAUUGCAGGUCCCAGAGUCAUUGAAUGCAUAUCAGAAAUACCGCCGAUAAACAAUGGUUCAAAGACAAAGUCGUUUCCUCUGAGUUCACCACCAGUAUCUACUUAUAAUCAGCAACUAUGGCUUACCUGCACGGUGCACUUGGAGCAACCUUCUGAUAUCAAAUUGGAUAGUUUGAAAAUUAGCUUUAUUAUGUCAGUUACAAUACGUGGAGUACUAAAGAAUGCAAGUGUACGGAAUUAUAACAGAGAAACUCACAACCGAACAAGGGUAUUCAACUGUGCUAAGGAUUGUGAUGAAAUUAUUGUGGUUCAUCUUGGCUAUUUGAAUUUCACUCGUUACAAUAUCGUUGUUACCUUUGACAAGUUUCCUGAGAUCUACCACUUGAAGAGUUAUAACUUCACAUGGAAAAUGUAUAACCCAGCCUUCUCCCAAGUGGAAAUCUGGUUCCGAUUUGUCUUUGUGGUUUUUACUUUCAUAGUCACAUGUCUCUUUGCUCACUCCCUGCGCAAGUUCUCCAUGCGAGAUUGGGGGAUAGAGCAGAAGUGGAUGUCAAUCCUCCUCCCCCUGCUAUUACUUUAUAAUGACCCAUUUUUCCCCCUCUCAUUCCUAAUCAACAGCUGGUUUCCUGGAAUGCUAGAUGACCUUUUUCAGUCGUUGUUCUUGUGUGCAUUGCUGCUGUUCUGGCUUUGUGUCUACCAUGGGAUCAGAGUACAGGGAGAAAGAAAAUGCAUGACCUUUUAUUUUCCAAAAUUCCUUAUUGUUGGUCUCCUGUGGUUGGCUUCUGUUACACUAGGCAUAUGGCAGACGGUCAAUGAACUACAUGAUCCAACAUACCAAUAUGAGAUUGACACAAAUAAUUUUCAGGGGAUGAAAAUCUUCUUCCUUGUGGUGGCAACAGUAUAUAUUUUGUACCUUUUAUUUCUAAUAAUCCGGGCGUGCUCAGAGCUUCGGAAUAUGCCCUACGUUGAUCUCAGGUUGAAAUUCUUGACUGCGCUGACGUUGGUAGUUCUUAUCAUUAGCAUCGCUAUAUUUUAUUUGCGUUUUGGAGCACAGGUUCUUCAGGACAAUUUUGUGGCUGAGCUUUCAACCAAUUAUCAUAAUUCUGCAGAAUUCUUAUCCUUCUAUGGAUUAUUAAAUUUCUACCUAUACACAUUAGCCUUUGUGUAUUCACCGUCAAAAAAUGCCCUAUACGAAUCUCAGCUGAAAGACAACCCUGCCUUUUCCAUGUUGAAUGAUUCAGAUGACGAUGUUAUCUAUGGGAGUGACUAUGAAGAAAUGCCACUUCAGAACGGUCAGGCUAUCAGAGCCAAAUUCAAAGAGGAAUCGGACAGUGAUUAAAUUUUCACAGGAGCAGCCAAGAAUAUGGAACAAGAGUAAUGUUAUCUUUCCUAUAGUCAAGUGAACCAUGCUUUUGGUGGAAGUAUGUCCUUUAUUCCAGUCAUUUUCUGUUUACAAAACUAAAAUGGAUGGGAGUGAGAAAUGAAUGUUUAGUACCAUUUAAAGAAACUUGUGGUUUACCCACCCCGUCUCGUAAAACUCAGUUGCAACAAGAUGCCUCCACACAGAAUGCUGUGGAAUCAGAUUAUUAAAAUCAAUAAGUUUUGGGGCACUUAGCUUAUUAUGGAUUAAUAACUGAAUAGUGGAUUUCCUAAUUACUUCAUUACUAAUAUAAGAGAAUAUUUGCAGCUCAGGGUUGAACUGUGGAAUCUCUGGUGCUCUCUGAGCUUGGUGGUUUCCUUGCAAACAUUUCAUUAUCCAAUUAGAUAACAUGUUCAGUGCUAAAAGGGAGUGGGAUUUGUUCUGUUUAUUUACGGUGGCUUUCCCUGUCAGUGUUGGUGGGAGUGUUGUUUUCUUCUUGAUUGUUCCUUGAUUAGGCUGUGGUUUACUGUUUUGAUUACUAUGCUUCAUUACUAUUUAUGACUGCGCUUCAUUACUAUUUAAAUGGCAGUAAUACUCUGCAUUUUUUAAAUGCCAAAGUAAUUUAUCUUGACUUUAUUAUAUAUUGUAGCAUCAAGACAAUGCACUAUCUCUCAACAUCUCUAGAUUCCAAAGUUAGGUGGAAAUUGGGCUGGUCUUCUUGGCUCUCAAGAAUAUUACCACAGGCAUGCAGUAAUGAACUCCCAAUAAUUCAGUACAUAACUGGUGUCUUGAAUUCAUAAAACUGAAACUUCUUCCUGUUGUUUUCUAUUGUGGACAAUUGAUUUCCACAACAGCUCAUUCGUUCUGAGAUACCAGUGUAGUUGUGUUGGACAGGAAUGAUUUGAAAACCGAUUUAUCUUAAAAUAAUGCUAACAUUUAAAUGCAUGGCAAUUUUGAAUUAAAAACAAAGCCUUCUGCCGAUGCUAGUUUUUUUUUUAAGGGAACAUGUACUUCAAUCACAUACUGUUUCUUCAGGAAAAUGUUCUGAAUAUUUUAAUAAAUUAAAUAUUAAUUACUGUAGUUUAGAAACACACAAUAAAUGUUAAGUAUGAUGGCUACUGAAAUUAGCACUUAUUUUAUAACCUGGCAGGAUCCAAAUGGUGAUUGAUUCAUUUUUAUUGGAUGAACCCUUUAUUGGCAGAGUUAGGUAGAACUUUCAGAUUUCCACAGCAUUAUUCAGAUAACAAAACUCUGGAAGAAUUAUAUGAGUAAAAUAUGGUCAUGUGACAUUCUCUUAGAAUGGUCUUUGCUUCAUGGCUGCUUUAUGUGGAAUUAAUUGUUCUUGUUCCUAUUGUAUAUAUAGAAUAGGAAUGAAGAGCUCUGCAGCAAAUAGCAAGUGUCUGGGUACCUUGAUAUGAUUUCUUGAUUUUAAUUGCAGCUAUCUUGAAUGGUAUUUCUCAGACUUUAAAAAAAAAUCUUAUCUUCAAACAUAAAUAAAAUAAUCUCUUCUACAACUUUUAUCCUUUCUAGAAAAAUAAACUACUGCACUUCAAUGUGUUAACCUGAAUGAGGAUACCAGUUAACAGUGCACUAGAGUAAAAAGAAUAAAAGUAAAAAGAGUAAAAAUACCGUUUACUCUUAAAUCUAGAUGGAUUCUGUGAAUUGAUUUCAUUGGAUUGACAUUAUGGAUCUCUAUUUUCUGUGCUUUCAUAGUACAUCUUUCUCCUUCUCAAUCACUCCAGUAACUUUCUUAAAGUCAUGAAGCUCUUAUAACCUGUGAAAUAAAGCUGAAAUGAUACAUAAGAAUUAAAGCCCUGUUAAAAUUACAGAUAUAAUUAAAUGCAUUCCCAGUGUUCACUUUUGAGCUUAAUAGUAAUUUCUUGCUUUAGGUCUUGUUCUAAAUUUAAGCUUCAGGAGCAGCCUGAUUAUUUAAUUCCAAGGCCUCAAUUAGAAAGCACUUCCCUUUGCGCAGAAGAGAAUUAGUAUUCUCCAUCACAUGCAUUUCCGAUGCUUCAAUGCAUGCAAGAAAUUUUAGUAAAGAGAUGCUUAGUAGGCAUGCAGGAACUGGAUCCCAGACAUACCCAAAUUUUUAAUAAAAACUGAAAUAAUCCAAAGCUAUUAACAUAACAAUAAACUCAUUUUUGUAAGUUACUCAAACAUAAGAUACCUAAAAAAAGAUGGAAGUGAGGGUUGCAGGUCAAAUAUUCCACAUGUAUGUGAUCAGCUCAGUUCUAUAAUGUGUAUUACUGUAUAUCACGUCUUUGCUAUAUGUGAAAGGUCUAGUUUUUCUUUGUUAAUAUUUUAAGUGUGACAAGCUUAUAGUGUAUAACAUGAUAAGACUGAAUACCUUCCUCUAAUUUUUUGUAUUGCUGACUCAUGAAGGUUUUUUAAAGUAUAUAUUGUUCUAUGUUAUUUCAAGUUGCUUUUUUACGGUUUGCAUUCAAUUUGUGCAAAAGGAUAAAAGAAAAAUCUGUGGGUUUGCCUAAUCUCUCUGAACACGUUUGAAGUUGUUGACAGGGAAAACUAGACUCUUCCAGCGAUGUCUUGCUGACAAAUGGCUUGAGAUUCAACACUGAAGUGUCCAACUUUUAUUUAAUAUGGUUCACAAAUUAUUUUAUCCUGAAUUCACUUGUUUCUGUGGAAUUGUGUAUUCAAUGCCCCUAAAGUUCAUUUGACCUUGGGAAUUUCAGGUGGCUUUGGUUUUUGACCUGGUAAUGUUAGCUGUAAGCUGAAUAUCAUUGAAUUUGCCUGCACCAGUUCAGCCAACUGAAAAUGUCUAGCAAACAUGCUACUUCCUAAACCUAUUGAUCCUUUUUCCUAUUUCAAAAUGUUUGUCUGACCUUUUGAUAUUUUUAGCAUAAAACUAGAAUUUAUCCUGGAUUUAUUACUUUAAAGAGGCAUUAUCAACAAGAAAAUCAAGCACUUUCUUAAAUCUGUCCCACUCAAAAAAUGAGAGAUUAGAAUUGUGUUACAGGUAGUUUUUGACUUAAUACCAUUCAUUUAAUGACUAUGGGAAAGUACGAUGGCAUUACAAAGUUAUGACUGGUCCUUGCACUUGCAACUGUUGCAGCGGUCACAAUUUGCAAUCUUCCUAGCCAGUUUGCAACAAGCAAAGCCAAUGGAGAAAGCUAGAUUCACUUAACAAUUGCAGGGUUCACUUAACACCUAGUGAUUCCCUUAAUGAUUGCAGCAAAAACAAUGGUGGAAAAAAUGGGCACAACUCACUUAAUGACCACCUCUUUAGUGAUAGAAUGUCUGAUUCUAAUUGGGGUCAUAAGUCAAGGACUACCUGUACACCAUUUAUUUUAUAUAAUUUUGUAAAUUGCAAACUUAAGAGUUAAGUUUUCUGAUGAAUUUGCCUGGAUUAGUUUCUUUAAAUAUUUUGCAUUGGAUGAAUUAGGCAUUUCUUCCCCUUUCCUUUUGUUCAUAUCUUUAAAAAGAGGCAAGACCAAUGGUGACUACUUUUGCAAGGAACAAGUGUAUUAUUGCCUAUUUUAUAUGUAAUGUGAUAUUUUUCAGUUUUGGAAAACUCAGAAGGAAACUUCCAAAUACAUACAAAAUGACAUCUAACUGGGAAAAAUCCAAUAAAGAUGAGUGCUGCUGGUCUUUUUGUAUCUUGCUCCUUAUUGGAAACUGAGACUAUUUUUAGACACAUUAUUAAUCACAUAACACUUUUGCAUUACAGUAUACAAUGUUGUAAUGAGACAGGAUCCAUUUCAUACUUUUCGUUAAGGGAAUACUGAGAGAGAACUUUUUUAGUUAAGAUUCACUUGGAUACUAAUAUAUUCUUCCAGUAUGAAACUAGGGAGCUAUUAGUAAAUUUAAAUACUAUUAAAUAAUAUUCUCAUAGUUCUCAUGUUCUUUGGUGUGAGGAGUAGGGUGGUUCUCAUUAUAAAAUGGCUGAUCAGUAUUAUGGCUAUAUGAGACUAUCCCUUAAUGUACUCAAUUUUUACGUGGCCUCCAGUAUUUCUGAUGUUAGCAGUAGGAAUUUUACCCCCCCGCCUCCCCCAAGCCUGAAUAUUUUGUUUUAAAAUUUCCUCUGACAAUACCAUGUUUCCUUUAGUGAGAGCUAUUCUUUUAUUAAAUCAAUGAUUGGACAGAAUAACCUUAUUAAACCAGGAAAGCAGCAGAUUGUGUAAUACAAGGAGACAAUGUCAUAUUACAUUGUCACAAAGCCAAUCAGGUUUAGAUUUUGUUAGUGAGGUUAACCGAGAAAACAGGUUUUCAUAAAGAUAUUUGAAAAGGAUCAAUUGAGGCUUUUUCAGUAUCACCAAGAGCAACAUAAUAGUUACCAUUAAGCGUAACAUGCCUGGGAAUGGGAAACGUUAGGUGGUGUGUUGAAAAAAAAUCAAUUCUUUUAAUUGUGAUUUUUAUUCCGGUUUUCUGCAUGUUUAUUCAGAAGUACAUGCUAUUAAGCUUUAGGUUCACAUUUGAUACAAAACUUGAG
Messenger RNA from Pseudonaja textilis, 6037 nucleotides. It is a transcript of the gene TMEM181, whose product is annotated as transmembrane protein 181. The record is from RefSeq and is a predicted model, not a curated record. Gene Ontology annotation, molecular function: toxic substance binding. Lineage: Eukaryota; Metazoa; Chordata; Lepidosauria; Squamata; Elapidae.